Molecule: messenger RNA, 1167 nt
Organism: Puccinia graminis f. sp. tritici CRL 75-36-700-3
Lineage: Eukaryota; Fungi; Basidiomycota; Pucciniomycetes; Pucciniales; Pucciniaceae
Exons: 3
Coding region: 1-1167 (388 amino acids)
Source: RefSeq, a predicted model, not a curated record
AUGAUAAAUCAAUCGGGCAAAAAAACAGGGGGUCGGCCCCCAGGUUCUCUGGGAUACAACAUCGCAGAGUGUAUGUUGUUAGUUGAGGCCGUCAAAACUGUUCUCCCCUUAGGAAAUCAAGACUGGCUCUCAGUAGCCGAUCAAUACAACACCAAAGUUCUUCUUCUAAACCGACCCAAACAAGAGGCCGACAACUUGAAGCAAAAGUUCAAGGGCCUUGCUCAAUCCCAAAAGCCCACUGGCAACGCAACCUGCCCAGAACAUAUUUGCGAGGCAAAACGUGUCAAUGCUCUUAUCAAUGAGAAGGCUAACGAGUGUGCCUUGGGGAGUCUCUCCAGUGGAGAUGAAAGGAACGGUGUAGGCGCUGAUGUUCUUUCAAGCGACAACAACGAUGUUGACAUGAAUGAAUCCCCCGGAACUGGCAAGCUUGAGUCCGGUCAACAGGAAGGUGCAAGCUCAGCCCGACCGUCCCCAAUUACGAGUGUCAAUCCAAGAUCUAGAGGCCGACCUGGCAAUCAGUUGGAGAGCAGGCUGAAUAGCUUCCUCGAUAUGGAUGCCCGGAAGGAGCAGGAGCACAAGCAAUCCCUUGCGUCUUUCUAUUCAGCCCAACUGAUGGAGGCAAACGCAACCAUACGAGAUUUGCAAUCUGAGCUUGCUCGAGUGCGCGGUGGGAUCCAAUCGGAUGUUGUUCAGCUACAGGAGGAAAAGCACCGACUGGAACUUGAGAAUACAUCUUUGAAAUCAAAGAUUGAAGUUUUACAGCUCCGGGCCGAGAUGCAACCAAACGCUGUGUGGGGUCAAAUGCAUCCGCAGAUGUUCAAUCAGGGAUUUGCAAUGCAAUCGCUUCCGGUCUUUGGCACUCAUUAUCAGCAGCAACCACCGACUGGUUUGAACCCGCAACUCGCAAAUACCUCUGGUUUGACCCAGCAACCACCGAGUCAGAGUGGUUUAAACCAGACGCAUUCAGAUCCGACUGGCAUGAACCAGCCACAACCAACCAGUUUUAACCACCAGACCGCAACUCCGACCAGCUUAAAUCAGCAACAACCUUCAAUAUUAACUCCGAACCAAGUCGGUUUUCAUCCUCAGCAGCAACCCCAAGGUCAACACCACUUCGGCGGAAUUAGUGAUGCCUUGGAGGCUGAUCCGACUUUCCCUCAUGUGUGA